Wyeomyia smithii (pitcher-plant mosquito) is the source of this 4482-nucleotide messenger RNA. RefSeq lists its product as uncharacterized. Gene Ontology annotation, biological process: DNA integration. Lineage: Eukaryota; Metazoa; Arthropoda; Insecta; Diptera; Culicidae. The record is from RefSeq and is a predicted model, not a curated record. Gene Ontology annotation, molecular function: nucleic acid binding. The transcript has a single exon. Bases 1 to 4482 code for a protein of 1493 amino acids.
AUGGUAACAUCUCGGCUGGAUCAGUCAACGCUUCGAGAGUGGCAGAGGGCUGCCGAAAAGGGUAGAAUGCCUACCUACAAUGAACUGAUCAAGUUUAUUCGUGAAUAUGUGACUGAACUCGAAACACUCUACUCGGAGAGAUGUAUCUACUCUUCAUCCGGGAGCAAAGUAUUUCUACAGCAAUCUACUCCUGCCACAGCAUGUAAUCUCAAGGAUAUGUGCCCUGUUUGUAAAAAGGGACAUCGUCUCUACUAUUGCGAUCAGUUUAAGCAUCUGUCUCUGCCUCGUCGAACUUCGAUAGUGGAGGAAUCAGGUUUGUGCGCUAACUGCCUAUGCGGAAGGCAUGACUCAGCUAGUUGCAAGUAUGGUGUAUGUCGUGAUUGCGGAGCCAAGCAUCAUACUCUGCUUCACGACAGUAAAUUAUAUUCUUCACCGUCAAUGCAUCGUUUAAGCUUUUCCUCACAAGAACCAGCUGCUUCAAACGUCGUCAUGCAACCUAAAACACACUCGGUGACGUCUCGAUUCGAGCAAUCUGUCCCAAGUCAAGUAUUUCUUGCUACUGCUAUUGUAAAGGUGUUGGGACCUAGAGGAAAUUCGUUUCUUGCGCGCGCUCUACUCGAUAAUGCUUCGCAGCCGAACCUUAUGACAGAAAGAUUUCGUCGGCUUAUCAAUGCUCGUAAGACAAUGGCUAACAUAGAAAUCGCUGGUAUUGGAGGUGACGUUGCCACAGUUGCAAGUCACUCUUCGGUUGCAACCGUAGCCUCCCGUUUUAAUAACUUUCGUGUGCCGCUAGAUUUUGUCAUCAUGGAAAAGGUAACCAACGAUUUACCAACAUGGAGUGUUGAUACCCGUGACUGGAACGUACCGGAGAACGUAAACCUCGCUGACCCAUCGUUCGCUUCGAAAGGUCCUAUCGACAUUGUUUUUGGAGCUCAGGUAUUUUUCGAACUUAUCCGCAGAGGUCAUCAGAAAAUCGGAAAGGACAAGCCACUUCUACAAAAUUCGGUGUUUGGUUGGUUGGUAUCUGGCUUACAAUACAACGAUACUACAGAACAAACUCAGUUACAUUGUCAUCUGGCAACUUAUCGGGAAUUGGAAAAACGUGUCAGAAAGUUUUGGGAAUUGGAGAACUGUCAGGUUAACUCAACUUGGUCCCUGGAGGAGAAGGAAUGUGAAAACAGUUUCACAGCCACCACUGGCCGGGAUUCGACUGGGCGCUACGUUGUUUCGCUACCCAAAAAACAAGAGCUUAUUGGUCAACUCGGAAAUUCGCUGUCAAUUGCCACUCGUCGGUUUUACUGCCUAGAGCGACGGUUAGAACGUGAUCCACAACUCCGUCGCCAAUAUUCUGACUUCAUGUCUGAAUAUAUUCGUCUUGGACAUAUGAAAUUGAUUGAUCCAGCGAUUAACUCUUCAAACCAUAACUACUAUUUGCCGCAUCAUGCUGUUUUCAAACCGGACAGCACUACCACUAAGCUUCGUGUGGUUUUCGACGGUUCAUGUAAAACCACUUCUGAUUAUAGCCUAAACGAUUUGCUCCUGAAGGGUCCAACAGUGCAAGAUGAAAUGAUUGUUACAAUACUUCGCUUUCGUUCUAAGGCGGUCGCCGUAACUGCUGACAUCACGAAAAUGUAUCGUCAGAUUUGGGUAGCUGAAAGUGAUCAAUCAUUGCAAAGACUUCUGUGGAGAAGCUCACCGUCGGAGCCGCUUUGUACGUACGAACUUACAACUGUGACGUAUGGUACAACAACUGCACCCUAUUUAGCAACUCGCUGUUUACAACAACUAGCAGAUGAUGAAGCUAAAAAUUUUCCAGCUGCUGUACAAGUUGUGAAAAAGGGAUUCUACGUCGACGACCUUAUGAUUGGAUUCGAUUCUCUAGAAGAAGCUUCUCUCGCAGUGGUUGAAACAUCGAAAAUGCUAGCGUCCGCAGGAUUUCCCCUUCGCAAAUGGUCAUCGAACUGUCCGCAGAUUCUUAAACAUUUUCCUACAGAUCAUGUAGAACAAUCUUCCGUAUUAGAGCUUGAUAAAUCCGCUCCGAUCAAAACUCUUGGCCUCUUAAGGAAACCAAAAAACGACAUCCUCCUUUUCAAGAUUCCUGAAUGGUGCGUGCAAUCAAAACCGACAAAGCGAAGCAUACUAUCUCAGGCUUGCAGCUUGUUUGAUCCUUUAGGAUUAGUCGGUCCAGCAAUAAUUCUAGCUAAAAUAUUCAUUCAAACUCUUUGGGAACGAAAUUUAGGAUGGGACGAGCCAUUAUCUCAAGAAUUGUGUAAAAAAUGGGCUCAAAUUGCUGGACAACUACCACUGCUCAAGGACCUCAACAUUCCACGUUUCGUAUUGUGCGACAAAGUGCUCUCAAUUCAAAUGCAUGGCUUUGCUGACGCGUCCCAGUAUGCAUAUGGGGCAUGUAUUUACUUCCGUUCCGUUUGCGAGUCUGGUGCAGUGGUUUCUCGCUUGAUGGUUGCUAAGUCGCGAGUCUCUCCAUUGGAAAAACGAAGGCCAACACUAGCAAAACUCGAGCUGUGCGCAGCCAAGCUCUUGGCAAAUCUGCAGAAAUGGGUUUCUGAUUGUACAGCAAUACAGUGUCCUGUAUACUUGUGGUCAGAUUCAACAAUUACGCUUCAUUGGAUUUCGGGUCAGCCUUCAACUUGGGCGGUAUUUGUGGCGAACCGUGUUGCAGAAAUUCAGGAUUUGACAAAAUCUGCCACUUGGCUCCACGUCUCAACAGCAGACAAUCCAGCAGAUCAUAUUUCGUGCGGACUAACUCCAUCGUCUAUAAUUGGAAACGAACUUUGGUGGCACGGUCCACGCUGGCUUUCGGAUCCCUGUAAUGAGUGGCCAAAAACAUCGACGUUGUGGAAGAAUAACAGUCCAUCAGAUUUGGAUCUCGAAAAACGGAGAUCAACCGUUUUUUCUGCGAUAUGCACUACUCCUGGCGAUACAUGGAUUCGACAGUAUCUCCAAAAUUAUAACUCGUUACACAGUGCUCUACGAAUUCUCGCUCACUGUAUGCGAUUUGUUACAAACUGUAAACGUCGCAAGAUCGACAGAGUCACAGGAUUUCUUUCUGCAUCUGAAAUAUGCGUCGUUGAAGUUACGUUAAUUCGACAGAUACAGAAAACCGAUUUUCGUGAAGAUUAUACAAGGCUUCAAUCUCAGAUAUCCAUUAGCAAAAACUCUUCAUUACGCUAUUUCAAGCCGAUAAUGUUGGAAAAUGAACAGCUUAUAAGAAUUGGCGGUGGAUUGAAAAACGCGCCGAUACCGUUUGGACGCAAACACCCAAUUAUUUUACCGAAAAAUCAUCCAUUCACGGAUCUCAUGUUUCUCGAUAAACACGAAGAAACGCUUCACACUGGACCUACUAACCUUCUCGCUGCUAUUCACCGCCGGUACUGGCCGGUUGACGGACGCAACAAAGCUCGCUCCGUAAUCCACAAAUGUCACACCUGUUUCCGAAAUAAACCAACGUUUGCGCAACAGGUAAUGGCUGAUUUACCGGCAGUUCGAGUAACGCCUUCUCGCCCAUUCACAAAUACUGGAGUAGACUUUCUUGGACCUGUCUACAUUAAGCCUCCUCGAAAACAAUACGCUAUUAAAGCGUACAUCUGUGUAUUCGUCUGUAUGGUAACGAAAGCAGCUCACUUAGAAUUAGUGCUCAAUCUUACCACCGAAGCAUUCCUUGCUGCACUUCGUCGAUUCUGUGCUCGUCGUGGUUAUCCAUUGAACAUUUAUUGCGACAACGCGACUAACUUCGUAGGCGCAAAUAGAAAGCUCCAAGAACUGCGAAAACUAUUCCAUUCACAACAACAUAAACUGCAAGUGGCAGGUGAAUCCACUCGUUUUGGAAUAACAUUUCAUUUCAUUCCCCCACGUUCACCCUCAUUUGGUGGAUUAUGGGAAGCUUGCGUAAAAUCAACAAAAAAUAUACUAAACCGUGUAACCAUGGAUGUGCUUCUUUCUCAAGAAGAAAUGACUACUACGGUGGCUCAAAUCGAAGCGUGUUUAAAUUCACGACCACUCACACCUUUAUCCAACGACCCUGAUGACUUAGAAGCCCUCACUCCUGGUCAUUUUCUUAUCGGUGCUACUCUCCAAAUGAUACCGGAGCCCGACCUUUCCUCACUCACUCCAAACCGCCUGUCUCGCAGGCAACAAAUGCAACGGGUGCUGCAAUCUUUUUGGUCCCGUUGGUAUAUGGAAUACUUACCUACUCUACAAAGGAUUCAACGGUGGCCUGGCGAACAUCCGAACCUUUCCGUCGGAGAUAUGGUGCUAGUUCAUGAGGACAACUUACCGCCUACGAAAUGGCCUAUUGCACGUGUCGUUAAGACGAUUGCUGGUGAGGAUAAGUGUGUGAGGGUUGCAGAUGUUCUAUUUGGGGACAACAAAAUCUAUCGCCGUACGAUUCGCAACAUGUGCCCACUUCCACAAGACGAUCCUAGAGACGCCACAGAUACUAUGGACCCCGCUUCAACACCGUAA